Molecule: messenger RNA, 1873 nt
Organism: Megachile rotundata (alfalfa leafcutting bee)
Lineage: Eukaryota; Metazoa; Arthropoda; Insecta; Hymenoptera; Megachilidae
Biological process (GO): regulation of transcription by RNA polymerase II
Cellular component (GO): nucleus
Molecular function (GO): DNA binding; protein binding
Source: RefSeq, a predicted model, not a curated record
CUUUCCAUUCCGUUUCGUUUCUUCGACGCUACUUUCGUUGUGUUUUUCAGUCUCGCGUAUCGCGGGAAUCGCGUUCAUCCUUUUUUUCUUUCGAAACUUUGGUUUGCGACGGUUUUCGUGGAACAAGACAAGUUCAGCGAACGAAUCGACGAGAAACAUCGGUUUACGAUACGUCCGGCGGAUGUCGCGAGCAAGAAGCGACGUCGCCGCGAGAAAAAAGAAGCGAAAGGAGACUAAAGACGCAGCAGCGUGUGGCACACGGUUUCGUUCGUUUCUUCUUCGACUUCUUCUUUUUCUUCUUCUUCCUCCUCCUCCUUCUCUUCUACUUCUUCUGGUUCGUUUUUGCGUGAAAAUCGAUGGAACCGAAGAACAGAACGAAACGUAGGCAUACGCGACGAAAAUUGACGGGAGAGGAGCUCUCGUGGAAGCUCUGCGAAUCGGUCGUAGGCCAACGGUUGCGUCGUUAUUAACGGUUCGUUUUUCUUUGCGUUUGUUUCAGGAUGCGUGAAAGAGGUGACGAAAUUCGAACGGUUUCACGGCCGUUCCGGCAGGGAGUUCGUCAUCAUCAGACGCAACGGGAUGUACGAGUGUCCUAGUUGUCACAAUCUUUACAAGUGGAAGAAGUCGAUGCUGUCGCAUUUGCGGAACCAAUGCAGACAACCACCGCGGUUCGAGUGUCCGCACUGCGCGAUGAAAAACUACCAAAAGGCGCACAUGAUUCGACAUUUACGCGUGCACCAUCCACAGCUCGCGCAAAUGUUCUGGGAUCGGAAGCUCAACGGUUUCUUCCGUCUCUAAUUUCGCUUACUCCCAUUAAUCUUUCGUUGUUGCUCGAAAUAAAGCUGCGUGAUGAACUCGAACAACGAUGAUAUUGAUCUUACCCUCGAUUCACGGUGUUCCCCCCGACCCUGUUUCGGUCUCGACGUCCUCGCAUCGUAUCGCAGAGAGAAAGAGAGAGAGAGAGAGAGAGAGAGGUAAAUGUCGAGCGGACGUUCGAGUUUCAUUGACGGGUUUUCUUGGAUGUUUUUCAGCUCGCGACCGACGACGACGACAACGACGACGGUAACGCGGACGACGUUCGACGACGUUCGAUGCUCGAGAAGUAAGGAACGGAUAAGUAAAAUUUGUAUCGCGUUUCCGUGGUCGUUGCGUAUCGACGGAGGCUCGACGCGCGCCACGAAAUCGUUAAUAGCGCGAUCGCGGCCGAAGAGACGAAGGAACGUUGGUCGAAUCGCGCGUUUCAUCGAACGGCGAUCGUCGAAGAUGGGGGGGAUAAGGGUGUGCGAAAUCGGAUUCCAUAUUUUGCCGCUUCCGCUCGGGCAUAAUACGACGUUCAAGAGCCGAUCGGGGACGAUCGGUAAACAGAAUUUGGAGUCGAGCAAAAACGUGAAACGCAAGAGCUUGAAGAUGAACGCUUGCGACAAGAAGAAACCGUUUCAGUGUCAAAAGUGUGGUCGCGGGUUCACCUUGAAGAGAAACAAAGAUCGUCACGUGAACUACGAAUGCGGUCACGAGCCAAGAUUUCAGUGCCCGUACUGUGGUCUGCGCAGCAAGCAGACUUCCCCGGUGUACGCCCACAUCAGGAAGAAACAUCCGGAAGAGGAGGUGUUUAUCUUCGACAUGAAGCUCUGAACUGCAACGUUCGACGAUCCGCGUUGAUCUCGAUCCACGUUCUCGGUCGAUGUUACGAAUUAUCCGAUUACGCGUCGCUUUCCAGUUUUCUCCUUCUAUCUUUGUCUUCUGCACGCGUUCGUUUCGAAAUACGAGGACUUUUUGCGCAGCAACGUGGAAUUCGUGACGCGAACUUUCAAUCGCUAUAUCCUUGGAACCGUUUGUCUAUACGAUUUUGAAAAUAUACGAAGAAAAAUCACGA